AAUAGCUACACAACGAAAAGUCAAACAAUUGGCAAUAGAAAUUCAAUAACCUUUAUUUUUCUUUGAAAUAUUUUCGAACUCCUUCAAUCAGAAUGAGGACAAUUGUUUUGUUUUCAACUCUUGCUCUUCUAAUUCUUGUUUUGUCAUGUGCGUCAAAUAUCAAGGCAGAAUCUUUGGAAGAUCAUCUUCCACCGGAUGAACAUCUUGGACUUUCACAUGCUACCAACUUAAUUGGUUUCUGUCAAGAAUGUGCACAUCAUUGUUUGAGAAAAAAACGAGUUAUUGGCGAUUGUCGAAAGUUUGUUUGUCAUUGCUCUAAAAGAACUAUUGGUGUAGGACUGUAAUUUUUCCGAAAUACUUACAUAUAAA
Arabidopsis lyrata subsp. lyrata is the source of this 369-nucleotide messenger RNA. Its product is annotated as defensin-like protein 222. Lineage: Eukaryota; Viridiplantae; Streptophyta; Magnoliopsida; Brassicales; Brassicaceae. The transcript has 2 exons. The record is from RefSeq and is a predicted model, not a curated record. The coding region runs from base 93 to 344 and encodes 83 amino acids.